Messenger RNA from Neoarius graeffei (lesser salmon catfish), 504 nucleotides. Its product is annotated as C-C motif chemokine 14-like. Gene Ontology annotation, molecular function: chemokine activity. NCBI's taxonomy places the organism in Eukaryota, Metazoa, Chordata, Actinopteri, Siluriformes, Ariidae. Bases 67 to 309 code for a protein of 80 amino acids. The transcript has 3 exons. The record is from RefSeq and is a predicted model, not a curated record. Gene Ontology annotation, cellular component: extracellular region. Gene Ontology annotation, biological process: immune response.
UUCAACAUCAAAAGCAAAUUUGAUGUUCGAGAGAGAAGAGGUCAGAUCUUCACACCUGCUGAGAACAUGAAGAUGAGUCGUGUGAUUUUGGUCCUGGGCUUCGUCCUGAUCAUGGGGCUCUACUCAGAUGCUCAGCCUGAAGCUUCUCAAAACCCCACAGAAUGCUGUUUUGAGUUUGUCACUGGCAAAAUUCCUCCCGAAAAGAUCCUGGAGGUUAAAAAGACAGACUCACGCUGUCCACAGCAAGGCUUCAUUGUUACUACUCCUGAGUUCCACAGACUGUGUGCUCAUAAAGUCGCCAUCAAAUGAAAAGCUUAAAGCAUCUUAAUGCUGCAACUGAGAUGCAACACACACACACACGCGCGCGCGCACGCACAAAGCCUAAUAAUCGACUCUUCACCCAUUUCUUCACUCUGUUCCACUUUUACCAACCAUUUAUUCUGAUGCUUUGGAUGUUACUGUUGCUUAAUCCAGUGCAGAUUCAAAUAAAUGUAUAACACACAA